UCGCUGAAAAACAUAGGGAAAAGUCAGAUUGUGUGCAUGUAUGUGUGUGGGGGUGUUAAGUAAAAGUGGAAAUGGCUGCCUGUUUUGACAACUGUUAAGGGUAGAGUUUUCCAGUGAAAAAUUUCACAUCCACUUUUGCUGCUCCGCAUUCGGUCGUCAAACAAGGGGCACCAUUUUUCUCACGGACAAAACAAUUGCUGGGAAAGUUCGGUUGUGCGUUGUGUGUGGACGAAUUUGUGACUUUGGGUGUGCUGUGUUGGGAAAAUCAGUGAAAAAUAGCAAGAGAAAUGGUGGAAAGGCGGAUGUGAAAAUUUCCAAUGUGAAGGAAUAGAAGAAGUUGAAAAAAAAACAACGGAAUACACUGAAUAUACUGAAGAAUUGUAGUUUAAGGGUGGAAUAGGGCAGUGGAACGUAUAGAGCUAUUCUGUUUCCUUUUUCUUCUGGAGUUCUGCAAAUUUCUUCCUUUAGGGGAGCUUUUUUUUCGAGAAUUUUCUCUUUUUUGGAGAAUAAUUGCUGUAAAUCCUUUUUGCUCAAUGAAGACUUUCGGUGUGGCUUUUCCAUGAAAAAAUAGAACCACCUUUUUAUUUAUGAUUUUUUGGGAGCUUUUGCCUCAGAGGUUUAUGGGGAAUUUUUGGUGUGGCAAAUUGUGAAAUGUCGUCCAUGUCAUUUCCUUUUGCAAAAAUUGUGAUUAGCUGAGGUAUUUUUCCGGAGUAAGGGGAGCUUUUUUCACUAGGGGCUUGUUCAUGAGGGCAAGAGAGGUAUAGAAGAAGUAAAAAAAAAGUGCGUGAGUUUUUGUUCUGUGUAAUUGGGGGCUAGUGGGGAAAAGGUCCGAUGUUGUCGUCAGAGGUGGCUUAAGCUGGGCCAAGGAAAAUCGAUGAGAAAAUGAAAGCACCACAAAUAUUACCCUGAUUAUGGCUGCAAAGCUCCAAAGCGCCCAUAUGGCUGGCUACUUGUGAAAAUUGCGUUGUCGUUGUCCUAUAUUUCCGGCCAUAUCAUAAGGCCUGAGGAAGUGAAAGAGAGCUUAAUUUCGUCCUCCUGUGUGCUACAUAUAUAUAGCAAAGUGCGCUCUCACAAAAGUUGAGAGAUUGGCAGAAGAAGAAAUACAAAAAGAAAAAUAAAGAAGUACAUAGAAGUGUCAAAGUAGAGCAAAAAUUGUGUCCCAAGUAUAUAAUCCAGGAAGGUGAGAGUAGGGGCAUAAAAAAAAUCAAGCCAAGGUGAAAUUCUUCAGGGCUCUUCUAUAUCAUCCAUCUAAGUGUCAUCUCAGUGUGUCCUAUCCUGCCACAAGGAAAUUAAUAGAGGCAUUGAGAAAUUUGUAAUUAUUAUGUGGAAUAUCUCGGUGUUAGUUGCGCCAGAGUUAGAAGAGCUCUGUUGGCGCUAUCAUGGAGUUGCCUGGUCGGUUUCGUGCCACCAGAGCAUUUUGGUGAAUUAUCGAUGAUCCUGCGGUGUGAAGAGUGGUGAUGCCUCUCGAUUGGCGUUCCACACAAACCACCACGGUGUUUAGAAGCAGAAGAAAAAACAUUUUCCACUAGGUUAAAUCGAAAAGUGUUUCAUUUUGGGGUCAUACCGUGACGCAUCACAAUUUAAUGCGUUUUAGUCAACCUCUCCUAGCUUUUAAGGUAGAGCAACAACAAAAAAGAAGUUAUAGUCAUCUAAUAUCUGGUAGUGCAAUCAAAGUUUAAUAAUAUCCAAUUUUAAUGUAAUAAUCUCCCAAAAGUGCUACAAUCUUAAAAAAAAAAUAGUGUUUUAGAUUGAAGUUAGAGUCAAUCAGUGUACGCCCUACACAAAAAGUGAUUCCGAGUUUUCAAAGUUUCAUGUGAAAAAAAGUUGUGUGGUUCAUAAGUCUCAAAAAAAAUAGAAGUGAUUGAAGAGGCUUUCCCUCAGUGCUACUAUUGUAGGGUAGAAGUGAGAGGGUGAAUAUGGCAUUCGCCCUUGGGAGGGAUUUAUGAAACACAAUGGAUUCUAUGGAUCCCACCAGCAUCACCGCCAAAAGCUACUGUCAUGGACCGCCGACGCCACAGUCGUCCGGCGGGGAGAUGGUGGUGGCCAAGACGAAGACACAGCAGCAACAGCAGCAGCAGCUGAACUCAGGAAACUACAUCAAUGUGGUGCAAAUGCCUGUUGGGGUUCAGUACCAGCAGCAGCAGCAGCAACCACAGCAACAGCAGCAGCAACAGAGGAGGAAGUACUCACCGCAAGUUACAUCCGAAUAUCAAUCCCGGAUUUUCUUCGGGGAGUACAUGAGGGAGAGAUGUCGCGACGAAUUUUAUGCAAUACCAACAACACCAGUGCCAUCAUCAACGGAUUUGGAUCACACAUCUGUUGUAUCGCCGACACCAUCUCCCCAGCAGCAGCAGACAUCACAGCAGCAACCACCACAGAACGUGCCCUCUGUUCUGUAUACGGUUCAGAGGGUGGUCACUACCACGUCACAAAUUCAACAAGCAGCAGGAGCGAAUUAUGCAGUUAACUCGAGUCUGUCGAGUGCAUCCAACUUACCACGAAGUGAUGUCGAUUGUGGAAUGCAGAAUUCUCCAGGGCCAAGUACAAGUACAAAUUAUCAGUCUCAAGCCGCCAAUAAUAGUUCAGAAAUGCAACAAUCAGCAUGUUUAGCGAAUAACUAUGGAAGUGCAGGCACAACAUCUAUGAAUUAUGCAUCAACAGGUGUUUCGUCAUCAGCAUCAAUUCCGAGACCUCUGCAGCAUGUUAUACCAACGUGUGUAUAUUUGAUGUCCCGCAUUGCUGUCCACAUGGAGAUUGAGGGCACGGCUCAGUGUCCAUCGCAAGUGAUGCUAGCAGCGGCGCUAGGCUGUGAGGAGUUGGGUAUCGCAAAUAAAUUACUGGCGCAGAGUAUUUUUGGUCUGUGGAUGACGAGCUCACUUCUAGAAAUUCAAUUGAAACCCCAUCAUCGUCCGUAUGCCGUAAGGGUAGCGUGGUCCAAGUUGCUGGAGAGGCACAGUCAUGGGAAUGAAAUUGAACGCAAAUACGAUGAGCCAAUGAUCACCCUGAGGAGGAAUGUGUUUUUCUCGAAAAAGGACGAGGAGAAAAUUAAAGAUCCCAGGAUUCUCGAGUUACUCUACGAGGAGGCGAGACACAACGUACUGAUGGGGCGCUACAUUAUGGAGCCGGCUCACUCCAUCAUGCUGGGUGGGAUCCAGGCACGAGUGGAACUGGGUCCCUACAAUUCACACACUCACACAAUCGGAUAUUUUAGAGAAAAUCAAUCACGCUUUCUACCACCACACGUUGCAAAGAGCUCGAGUUGGUCAUGGCUUCCGGUCAGUAGAAAAACAUCCGCUGAAGUUAGACUUUUGGAGCAAUUUAAACGUGUACCAACAACCGCCACAACUAGAAAAUUAAUGAGGAAGUAUCUAGAGUUUUGCUGGGCACUUCCAUUCUAUGGUGCUGCCUUUUUCCACGGCCAAGUGGAACAACCAGUUCGAGGUCUUAUGAGUUUAGUUCAUCACAAAGAUAUCUCCGUAUUGAUAGCAAUUAACGAGAAAGGUGUUUUUAUCAUCGAUCACGUUGAAAGCACUUUAAUACUGGGACUGAGAUACGAAGAAUUGUCAUGGGACUUUGCGAAGCCAAGUUCUGCUGAUGAUCCAGAGUGCAUGCCUUGCAUUUUUAUUCAGUUCGAAGCUGUGGAAAAUGGUAUUCCUGUGACAAAGCUGAUGCAAAUUUUCUCGAAACAAGCCGGUAUGAUGGAUGCCUUAAUUGCUCAUUUUGCUGAACAAAUGAGACGCCGGAGAGAUGGAGGUGAUGGACAACCGCCCGACAAUGGUGUUCACGAUGAACCAAAUCCAAUUCAAAAUAGCGGCAAUGGAGUACUUAGCAACAAAUUAUCUCGAUUAACUCUCGCCACUUUCGACGACGAGGGGCGCUGCAUUGGACAAAUGGGAUCCCUAUCUAUAAGCUACUAACAUUUAAUAUGGAUUACAUGAUAUUCCAAAGUAUAUAUAUAUGAAGAAAUCUUUACUAAUUACUGAAUAAAUUACAUAAAGAUGGAAUGAAUAUAUACUUGAGAAAGAAGACACAACCGCAAGACAAAAAAAAAACGUUUUAAAAAAAUAGAACUUAAAAAAUAAAUUUUUGAAAGUGAGGUAAAUCUGAAGUGUGAAUUAUUAAGAGAUUGCAAUGACCUUUCAAAACCAAAUUAUUAUUAUUAUUCAAAAGAAAGAUACAGAAAAAAUGGAAUCAUAUUAGUUAAUACAUAAACUUACAAAAAAAAUUGUAAAUAAUAUAUAAUCAACCCUUAAAAUAUACAAUAAAUUAUCAGAUUAUUUUUUUUCGUUUGGUUUAGUCAACAUGAUAAUAAAACAAUUGUAAUUGAUUAAUAAAGCGUGUGGAAAAAACGUAUAUGAAUAAAUAUAUUUAAAAAGAAAAUCGUGGAAAAAUUAAUUUUGAAUGAGAAAAAUAAAUGUAAAAAGUCGACAUUAAAUAAAUCACAUAGAUCACCAGAGAAUAAAAACAAAAAAAAAGGAAAAUAGAAGAGAAAAUAAAUAAAAAAAACUUUUAUACCAUUUUAUCAUUAUUCUCUAUACCAAAAAAAUUAAUUUUAUUUUCCAUUUGAGAGCGAAAAAAUAAUCUACAGUGUCAUAGAGAAAAUAUCGAAUAAUGUGAAAUAAAAUGCAAUUUCAAGGGAUAAAUGGUGAAUUAAUGUUUAUGUGCAAUAACGACUUUAUUAAUAUUUAAUGAUAUUUUGAUGAAUUUCCAAAAUUAAAUGGUACAGCGAUGAAAUCAAAUUUCAACUACACAGAAUCCACUAUUAUGUAAUUUUAUUUUCAAAAUAAAUAUAUUAUUGAAAAUCUACCAAUAUUGUUAUUAAUCCUAAAAUUCAUUUGAUUCUAAAAUAAAUAAUAAAUUUAAAAGAACCAAUAACUAUAAAAAAAAUCCUACUCUGAUUGCAGAUGCAUUAAUUUAUGAGGGUAUAUUUGUUAUUAUUAAAUUAUGUAUUAAAAUAAAUAAAGAAAAAAAAACAAUUAAAAAGGACGAUUUUGGUGAAAAACCUGAAUGUUGUUAGUUAUUAAAAUUUGUAAUUAUCGGCAUGAUAAGCAAAGAGAUUUGUAUACUUAGGAAGAACAAAACAAAGGAAAAUUAAAUCAUACAAUUAUUUUCUAUUCAAGAUCAACACAAAAAAGAAAAAAAAGGAAAAUUAGAAGAAAAAGGAUUUCAUGAAACGAAAACGAGCAUCAAGAUAAUAAUCAAUGUCUUCUAAACUUAUCUUUAUAUUUAUUGUAUGAACGGUAUCGUUAAUGAAGUGUUCACCAUUUUAUCAAGCAGCAAAAAAAAGUGAAUAAAGAAGAAUAGAACAACAGAAAUAAGAAAAAAAAUGUUGCAAAACUCCCCAUUCUAAUGCCACAAAAGUUACACUCUCUAAAACACAAUCACACAAAUCCUUCUCAAAUCCAAUGAAAAAAAUCCCAAAGAAUUAAAAAAAAUGAAAUGAGUUAAGCAAAUAAUUGUAAUAGGAGUGAAUAAAACCCGUAAAACGUGGAUAAGUUAGGUGUAAUGGAAAAAAAGAUGUGGUAAGAAUUUCAAAAAACACAAACAAGUGAGAAAUAAUUACAUUUAAAAAAAAAAUUGCAGCAUUGUAUUAUUUCCGAAAAUUAAUACACUUAUGGAUAAAGAAAAAACUUAUACAUAAAAAAGGAAAAAAAAAACUAAUGCAUAUACAAUAUUAUGUAAUUGAGAAAUCAAGAUAUUUUAAAAAAAGAACAAAAUAAAUUUUCCAUAAAAAAUUCAAAAAAAA
Phlebotomus papatasi is the source of this 5746-nucleotide messenger RNA. It is a transcript of the gene Bili, whose product is annotated as FERM domain-containing protein 8. Bases 1953 to 3917 code for a protein of 654 amino acids. Gene Ontology annotation, cellular component: plasma membrane; cytoskeleton. The transcript is spliced from 11 exons. Lineage: Eukaryota; Metazoa; Arthropoda; Insecta; Diptera; Psychodidae. The record is from RefSeq and is a predicted model, not a curated record. Gene Ontology annotation, biological process: negative regulation of canonical Wnt signaling pathway.